UGAAAUAUUUGCCAUUCGGAGUGCAGUGUUUGUGAAGGCGUAGUUCUGUUGUUUUUAUUUUUCGCAUUAAAAUUUAUACGAAAUGCUGAAACCGAAAGCUUUAACACAGGUCCUUAGCCAGGCUAACACUGGAGGAGUGGAAAACACGCUCUUACUUAGCCAGGAAGGAGCUCUUUUGGCAUAUUCUGGAUACGGCGAUAAGGAUGCCAGGAUUACGGCUGCCAUAGCCAGUAAUAUAUGGGCAGCCUACGAAAAGCACGGAAGAAAUGCCUUCCGCGAAGACCGUCUUACAUUUGUCCUGAUUGACUGUGAAAAUGGACAUGUGGCCAUUACACAGGUUGCCAGUGUGUUACUCUGUCUGUACGCCAAGCAAACUGUGGGACUGGGUCUUUUGAAGCAAAAGGCCAUGUCACUAGCCUCAUAUUUGGAGCGACCUCUAAAGCAGAUCUCGGCGUCAUAAAGAUAAUAAGAUGAAAUACCAUACUUGGAACUGAAUACGUUUAUAAGUGUAUCAAUUAAUAUUGAAUUAAAUAAGUGAAUAGUCUUUUCAAAA
Messenger RNA from Drosophila eugracilis, 553 nucleotides. RefSeq names its product ragulator complex protein LAMTOR2 homolog (gene Lamtor2). Gene Ontology annotation, cellular component: Ragulator complex. The coding region runs from base 83 to 460 and encodes 125 amino acids. The record is from RefSeq and is a predicted model, not a curated record. NCBI's taxonomy places the organism in Eukaryota, Metazoa, Arthropoda, Insecta, Diptera, Drosophilidae. Gene Ontology annotation, biological process: cellular response to amino acid stimulus; positive regulation of TOR signaling. Gene Ontology annotation, molecular function: guanyl-nucleotide exchange factor activity; molecular adaptor activity. The transcript has 3 exons.